Messenger RNA from Notothenia coriiceps (black rockcod), 379 nucleotides. RefSeq names its product nuclear factor 1 X-type-like. Gene Ontology annotation, cellular component: nucleus. The transcript has 2 exons. Gene Ontology annotation, molecular function: RNA polymerase II cis-regulatory region sequence-specific DNA binding; DNA-binding transcription factor activity, RNA polymerase II-specific. Gene Ontology annotation, biological process: regulation of transcription by RNA polymerase II. The annotation marks the transcript as partial. The record is from RefSeq and is a predicted model, not a curated record. NCBI's taxonomy places the organism in Eukaryota, Metazoa, Chordata, Actinopteri, Perciformes, Nototheniidae.
CUCGCUUUCUGCAUCUCUCUCCACUCUCCUCUAAUAGAAAUGUCUGUGUUGGCAGGGAGUCCCCGAGCUACAGCCUCUGCGCUGCACUUCCCGUCUCCCUCCAUCAUCCAGCAGUCCAGCCCCUACUUCACCCACCCCACCAUCCGGUACCACCACCACCCGGGACAGGACCCCCUGAAGGAGUUCGUGCAGUUCGUCUGUGCCGACGGAUCAGGGCAGUCAUCCGGACAGCCAAACGGGAGCGGCCAGAGCAAAAUGCCGGGCUCCUUCUUGCUGCCUCCACCUCCCCCAGUGGCCCGCCCAGUGCCCCUCCCCAUGUCCGACUCUAAACCCAACAGCACGCCCCCCGACGGCGGACUCUCCUCGCCCGCAUCUCCGU